Molecule: messenger RNA, 1797 nt
Organism: Dromiciops gliroides (monito del monte)
Lineage: Eukaryota; Metazoa; Chordata; Mammalia; Microbiotheria; Microbiotheriidae
Gene: ART3
Product: ADP-ribosyltransferase 3 (inactive)
Exons: 10
Coding region: 179-1297 (372 amino acids)
Molecular function (GO): NAD+ poly-ADP-ribosyltransferase activity; NAD+-protein-arginine ADP-ribosyltransferase activity
Source: RefSeq, a predicted model, not a curated record
GUUGUUUGGGGGUCAUCUAUAAAAAGAAAAGUACUGCCUGUCUCGGUUAUCACUGUCAACAAAGUCUCACCCCUCCUUGGAAGGCCAAUCUCUAGCUGGGAGAAUUUGGGGAAGCAACUGGGGCCUUAGAAUCAACCAGUCAUCCUCCCCAGAAAGGCAAAAAAGCAAGAAGUAAAAAAUGAAGACAAACUACCUUGAAAUGGUCCCAGUGUUGGCAGCUGUGAUCCUGGUGGAAAUUUUUCAGGUCAGGGGUCAAAUGUUAAGCAUGUCUUCUGAUACUUUUGAUGACCAAUAUCUGAAGUGUGCUGGAAGAAUGGAGACCAAAUUUGUUCCCAGAUUGCUCAUUGAGGAAAGAAACAACCAUAAACUUUUCCAUUCUGUGUGGACAGAAGCAGCAUCCCAGUGGGAUUUAAAGAAGGCACGGUUGUUGCUCCCUCCUGACUUCCAGGAUAACCACGGCAUAGCACUCGUGGCCUUCACAUCACAGGCUCAAGGGCAAACUCCCUUUUACCAGGAGUUCAGCUCUGCUGUAGAAAGAGCUGGCAAAUCUCGAGAUGAUUACAUCUACAGCUUUCAGUUCAAAGCCUUACACUUUUAUCUGACGAGAGCCUUGCAGCUUCUGAACAGAGGGUGUUCGGAGAGUUACAGACACCCCGUAUACACCAAAAGCCUUUUUACUUCAUCUGGGCCUCAUGGACACGAUGAGAUCAGGUUUGCUCAUUUUACCGCUUUCAGUGUCAAACCUGAACCCAUAUCUGGCUCAGAAACAUUGUUCACUGUCUACACAUGUUUUGGCAUUUCUACAGAAAUGGUUUCUGAUUCAAUAAACAGAAGCAUCUUAAUACCUCUGAAUGAGGUUUUUAAACUGACCCAGGAAGGCAGUCCAAGCAACUUUGUCCUUAGAAGCAUGAACAAGACCUGCAGCCAUUUUGACUGUGCAUACCUUGGAGCCUUGAAAACAGAAAACUGUGUUGACAACACUGGACAGCUUAGGUCCAGAUUCACCAACUUCCCUGGAUUGAAACCCAAAGGAAAAGAAGAUGAGAUCACUGAACUGAAAAGCCAUAAACCUCAUGUUCCAGAAAAAACAGAUGAAGAACAAGAGCCUGCUAAGGAUUCUGGUCAGAGAAGUCUAGACUAUUUCGACAAUCAUGCCCCAGCUGUUAUUCCAUUUCCCAGCAACCACCCCACUGUGGUCUCCGCUUCCACCUCCUUUGGGGAGAUGCCGCUUCCCCUGUUUGGGAGGGUUCUUCUUUUGAUUGGCGCUUUUAUGGUCAAGCUCUUUGCUCAGCCGUGAUGUGUACUGGCUCUUUAAGUAAAUGUAUUCAUUGUGAGCACAGGCGACUAGAUCCUGAUUAUUGACUAUUUAAGGAAAUGGAAAGGGUUAUGAAAUUCCUCAUAUUUUCUACUGAUAAAACUAGAUGUAAUCCUCUUUGUAAACAGAAGCCCAGUAUGCUAGUAGUAAGGAUAUCUCAGAAUACUUGUUAAUCUUCCACUUGUGGAUUUAUGUAUUAAUCUUAUAGUUGUAUAAAUUUGGUGUUUCUGUAUGAAUGCAAUAAAAGACUAAGAAAAAGAGUAGAACUGAAAUUAAACUUUAAUGUUACUACUGAAUAGCUCUAAUAAUGAUAGCUAGCUUCAGUUUAAUAACUUAUUUUUUUUUUAUAAUCCACUCUUGCCUUUGACCAAUAUUCACUAUUCAGUAUUACUAUGUACAAGAUACUGUCCUGGGUAUUUGGGGGAGCACUGUGUAUGUGAACUUCACUUCUUGUCAUUGUAAAAUAAAGGAACUAGACUGUA